AAAAACCGCAUCGAUCGCAACGGGCAGUCUUGCUUUGGCGCUCCGUUGUAGAUAUUAGUCUUUACUAGCCGUGUCCACAGCUAUGGCUCUUCACAAUCCAACUCUAAACAUGCUUCCCAGGAUCAGAUGGACCUGUGCGUCCUGUCUUCAGCAACAACUGAAAGUCCAGCAGCGCCGGAUCUCCACCUCUAGCCUGCGCAAGGCUUCUCCCCCGAUCAGCUCUGGGACUCUGGUGCAACACCGCCCAGUACGGGGUGUGCGAUACCUUUACACUACCGCACGGAUGCUCCAGGAAGCACCUGACGAACAGCAGCAAGCCGUGCCGCUGGGCGACUUCUAUACCGAGCUGCUAUCGACUCCAAUCCAGAAGCAUCCCACAACAUACUCAGACCUGCCUACCUUCGUGCAACCAGGCGACGAGUCAAAGAUGGAAAGAGCAAGGAAGGUAUUUGGAGCAAUACGUGGGUCGGGAUAUGAACGGCGGACGUCAAGCACGCCCGACUCGACGUGGCGCACAAUCAACGGCGUAGCGGUCCCUCCCAAACCUGCCGAGCCGGACAAUUGCUGCAUGAGUGGCUGCGUGCAUUGCGUUUGGGACGAUUAUCGAGACGAUGUGGAAGAGUGGGCCGCCAGACUUCACGAGGCGCAGGCCAAAGCGCCGAAGCAUCGGCGAGGUGCUCCCAAGGUCGAGAUGGCGAGACCCGAAGUCCACGAGGCGUCGGGAAGCAUGGACGAUGAUGGAGGCGGGAGUGAAAGCCUCUGGACAGCACCCUCGUCAGAGGCUAAUGAGGAGGAUAUCCUAUUCAAGGGGAUUCCUAUUGGCAUUCGAGAGUUUAUGGCUACGGAGAAGAGGAUCAGAGAUCGGAGGCGUGCUCGGAAAGAGAAGGGCCAGGUGGAGGACGACGAUUUUAUGUGAUGAUCAGUCCCAGAAUACGCGCCAUUUCACAAUGCUUAACACCAGCUAUCCUCGAGGCGGUCAACAAGAUUCAACUUUCAGACCGCUGGAAGUAUGGGGGUCUUUUAGGCUGCAGCCAAAAUGCCACCAGUUAGGCUUGUCUCAAAGACAUUUGAAGGUCCACUGGGCCCUCUCUAAUGGACACACCUCCUUCCAGGCCCAAAAAGGACCAUCAGACGGCAACAAACCGCGAGGCUCACUUCACAGAUCUGUCCACAUCCCCGACCCGACUGUUGAGGCAAUUUCGCCUGCUCAUGUUCAGCCUCUAUGUUUCUGAUGUCAAAAGACAAGAUUUGAAUCUGGUGGAUGUCUGACUUCUACAGACAUUAGGGAAACAACAUCCAAAGGCGGCAUUGACUGCUGGCUGUGACGUGAUCAAUCGACAAUCACGAAAUACGGAAGAAUACCGUGGGUACUGGCACUGUUCAUUUCUUUCCGGCUAUCGAUACAAAUUACAAAAGACUAUGGGAGACAGCUCUUGGUUUCACCAGCCAACAAUUGCGGCUGGCUACUUACGCUCUGCACCACGUGAAGGUGGCUGUCGAAUUGCAGAGCCCCCUCCUCUUUCUGCUGACUUUCUUUCUCAGCCUUUGGGUUUUCCCACUUCCAAUCUCCCGGAACCCAAACUCCAUUCAGAUCCCUAGACUGGAUCAAUCCUCCCAUGGGUCCUUCACUUCUCCUCUCCAGUGCCUGUGGCUAGUACCAUGCACCGGGGUGGGGGUCGUACUCAGGGUACGGAUGGCCAUACUGGCUGCUGAUGGUGGUGUGGCGCUCAAAGUGGACGUAAUGGGAGCGCGAGCUUGGUGUUGGGCACUUUCUGGCCUUUGGCCGAUUUGGCCGAGUUGAUAGAGUGCUUCUGACUGUUGGCGUGGGGGAAGCAAGAGGUGUGAUUCUGGCAGGAAUUGCGGGCUCACUGCUGCGUUGUUGCUUGGAGCUGCUGCAACCCAUGUUGUCGACGUUGGUUGUAUUGUUUGUCUUUGUGUUUGGUGUUGUGUUUUGAGAGAAGUUGUUGAGGUGUCAAGUUGCUGUGUUGGAGGUCGUGGUAUGUGGUUGUGUGGCUUGUGUGAUGUGAUGUGAUGGGUUGUUGACUUUGAUGUUUGAGAGACCGCUGGGUGUAUCGAUGGGUUCUUGAAUAAGAGAGAGACUUGCCUGGGGAGGAGGGUGUUUAUAUACUUAAGAGCAAUCGAGAUGGGCAUGGUAGAUUACAGCGAGCCAUAUACAAAGGUUUCAUCCCGUCUACACAGGCCAUUUCGUUUUGAAUGGAUACCCAAUCAAUUGCUGCAGAC
Molecule: messenger RNA, 2241 nt
Organism: Cladophialophora immunda
Lineage: Eukaryota; Fungi; Ascomycota; Eurotiomycetes; Chaetothyriales; Herpotrichiellaceae
Exons: 1
Coding region: 83-916 (277 amino acids)
Cellular component (GO): mitochondrion
Source: RefSeq, a predicted model, not a curated record